CCCCGCGCCAGCCCUGCCCGCUCCGGGCCGCUUUUCCUGGAAAGCGGGGCAGGAGAGGGGGCGGGCAGGGCUGGAUCCCGCCGAAGCCCGGCUCUCCCCGAGCCCCUCUCCUCUGCCUGCCUCCGGCUCGUUCCCGGCCGGGCGGGGAGAGAGGAGAGCGCCCGCCCCCCGCGGGGCCGCCGGGGAACAUCUGGGCGGCCGCCCCGCCAACAUCUGGCGCGGCCGCGGCGCAUCCCGGGCCGCGGCUGGAGCCUCCUGCCCGGCGCUGCCCGGCCCGCAGCCACAGCCCCCAGGAGGGCCAGGAAGGCGGACAGGGGGCUGCGAGGGAGGGAGAGCCGCAGGAAGCAGAGAACAUUUAAGUGAACACAACUGGAAAGACAAAGAGGAGCCAGAGACUACACUCUACAGAACUGGUUUUUGUGGCAAAGCCAUGGAGCAAUCUUCCCAGUGGCAGUGUAACCUCUGCUGGACCAUGGAACUCCAGGAAUAGCUAGACUCCUGCAGAGGUUGUUCAUUGAAGUGACUAGGACUGUUUUAGGCAAUCCUCUCCCACUGGUCUGCCCCGGUGAGGGCCCGUCUUGGGGGCUGUGUCCAGUUCUGGGCUCCUGAGUUCAAGGAAGACAAGGAAUUACUAAAGAGGGUCCAGCAGGGAAGAGCAGGAGACUGGAGCAUCUCUCUUCAGAGGAACAGCUGAGGGAGCUGGGCCUGUUCAGCCUGGAGAAGAGACAGCUGAGAGGGGACCUCAUCACUGCAUACAGGUAUUGCCUAGCAGAAAACCAUGGGCAAUUUCAAAGGGCAUGCCCUCCCUGGAAGCUUUUUCCUUCUUUUUGGCUUGUGGUGGUCAGUGAAGUAUCCACUGAAGUAUGCCUGUCGAAAAAACAAGAACGCUUGCUACCUUGGUUCCAGGGCAGGGUUCCAGCGCCUGGAGUUUGUGGAGGGCAUCAUCAAAGCUGUCUUUGCCCUCAUUGGGAUGGUGGCUGAGCAGUUUGUUCCUGAUGGACCUCACCUGAAGCUGUACAACUACGAGAAGAAGCACUGGGAUCACCUGAUGAACUGGCAGCAUGCCACCAUGUACCUCUUCUACGGCAUCUCAGGGCUGGUGGACAUCGUGGCCCACGGCACCAACGCGCUGCCGGUGGCUGUGGACAGGAUGAUGCUGUCCUUGGCAGUCUUCAUUGAAGGUUUUCUCUUCUGCUACCAUCUUCAUGGGAGAGCCAUGCUGGAUGUUCAUGUUCAUCAGUUACUGCUAUUUGCUAUCUUUGGAGCUGCUGCCUGCAUAUUUUUGGAAGUUUUUUUCCGUGGCAGUAUUGUGCUAGAGAUGCUCCGUACAAGCCUCUGCAUAUUACAAGGCAGCUGGUUCUGGCAGAUUGGCUUUGUGCUUUAUCCUCCAAAUGGGAGCCCAGAGUGGAAUCAGAUGGAUCACACUAAUAUGAUGUUCCUGACCAUGUGCUAUUGCUGGCAUUAUGCUUUUGCUUUUCUUAUACUUGCAGUGAAUUACACAAUUGUCAGCUGGGCAGUCCGUUCGAAGGUUAAGCAGUCCCAGCCCAUGGAAAUGGGUUUACUGAAAACGUCUGAACGAGAUCAUGAGUCAGAAGAAGAAAUUUAGCACAAGCAUGGCUUGACCAGUUUGCCCACUCCAACCAUUAGGCUAACUGAUACCUCAUUUCUACACAUUUUUUUGCCAUCUUAUCCAUUCUUUACUACGACUUGCUUUGCAAAUAUCAAUCCUCUAUGAUGUCUACGUCUACACAGGGGUUUUUUGGUGUUUUUGUUUUGGUUUGGGUUUUUUUUGUUGUUGUUUCAUUUUUGGUUUUGGUAUUUUGUGAAGGGUAAGCUUGAUAUUGAUUCAUGGUGGUUGCACUAGUACCCUGCUUAUCACAUGCUUCACAGAAAAUCAGACUAGUACUAGACAGACUUGGCGAGGAUGAGAUGGCACAAUGAAGUCUGUGUGUUUGCCUUAUUAAAAGCUAAGUAAAAUGUUUUUCAGCUGCUGCUGGACAUAAAGUUUCCAUAAUUAGGAUGUUUAAAUAUUUGUGUUGGUUGCCCUGCAAGUACCUGUGGAUAAAAAACUGCAGACCUGGAGAACAGUAGAACAAGAUAAAGAAACCACAGUCUUGCAGCUGUCUUGUGUGACAACUUUGUGUCCCUGCUUGUGGCUUUAUGUUAAACAGAAAGAACUUCUCACUGUGAACCCCUGGAGUGGUUCACUGAGGAGUGUGGGGUGGUUCACCCCCCCAGAGACAGCACCAAGCCUGGCAGGAGCACCAAAGAUGUGUGUGGGGAACAAACCCAGUGCAGUUGCUCAUGCUGGUGCCUUGACAGUCCUGUCCAUUUUUGCAAGGCAGUGGAAGUGACUCUGCCUUCCCUUGGUGCCUGGAACAAUUUCUUUUCCAGAAAAAGGGGUGUCUGGUCAGGCAGCACCCAACUGCAAACCCAGCUUCUUUCCCAAAUCUCUUUCCUUUCCUUUGGUGGAAUUUGGUGGUUUUCUACAGGAUUCAGAGCAGGCAUGUGACCCCCCACCUGAGUCAGGAGUGGGUAAUUCUGCUCUGUGGGCAGGGUGAGAGGGUUUUGCAUCCCUUUCCUUGUGUCACCCCUGCAGUCACCAGGCAGCACAGAGCUGCACAGAGAGCUGUGGGAGGGGUUGCCUUCUUAGGACCUCCGUACCCAGCAACUAACGCCAGUGAGGAAAUAAAAAAAAUAACACCACUUUAAUUGCACUUAUUUUCUCCAUGCAAACUGAUCUAGUGAAAAGCACAGUAUCCAUGGCCAAUGGCAGCAAACUGCUUGCUUAAAAAAGCUAGCUAAUAAAAUAAUUUGUACCUCAAAGGGAUCCCAAGAUACCAAAAGUCCUUACAGGCUUUUUCUAAAGCUACUUUACCUUCAAUGCAGCAUAAAUAUUUACUUCACUUUUAAGAUGUCUCUUUUAUCUCCCCUUGUUCAGGGAGCACCUUUCUUAGCUGCACAUGCUGUUAAUGCUGUAUUUUAAUCUGUCAGUUUUGUCAGUGCCUUUCCAAAAUCAGUGGUGUUGUUUGUUCUGAAGGAGAACUUCAGAAACUACUUUGCUUCUCACAGGCAGGAACAAUGCCCAUUCCUUCACUGCUGUUCUUGAUAAAUACAUUUAAUGCUGUGCAAAUAUUAAGGUGCUGUAUCUCUAAAGGGACAACCUAAGCAGGAUGAAAAACACAGUAAACUGUCUGAGCUUUUGUAUGUCAUCUUAGAAGACUUCAGUUGUUAAUUUUUAAAAUUAUUUUAGAUGUUUGUAUUGUGAAGUAACACCUGUAACCAGGUGUCAGAUUAUCCAGGUGAAUCUUCUUUGGAAAGCAAGAGCAGUUGGCUCACAUACAUUUCUACAUUUACAAAUAUCAAAGAGGAAAUUGCACAUUGCUAGCCAAGGACCACUGCUUUUCUUAGCAAUUGUUGGCCCUUUUUCAAUGCCUUCCUCUGAAGGCUCUUGGAGAUUUUGGCAAACUUUAGUAAAGGCUGUCUCAGGACAUUCUUGUAAGAUGGGUAUUGGUAUGGUGUAUUUGUAGUUCUGUCUCAGCUUUACAGUGGUCUUACUACAAACUCUGAAAUAAUUGUAUUUACUCCACUCUGCAAAUCUGAGACUUGAAUUUGAUUACUGUGGUUCCAUUAAAAUCAGAUUUUCUGUAGAAGGAAGAUCCAUGGCUUCCCUGAGGAGCUUGUCUGUUAAUUGCAGCAGGGAUACAUUUGCCAAAUGUAUCCCUGUUCUGAUCUUACCUUCAUUGCACCUCAUCACUGUUGUCUCUAAAUUGUGGGGAUUUUUAAAGGGCAGAUUCUUUUUCCUGUUAGAAUGGUUGAGCUGCAAAUCUUCUGUAGUGCUAGGCAGAGAAGAUGUUUGUGCAUCGCAGAAGAUUUGGGGAUUAUUACAAAAGUCUGUUUUAGUAAGCCAAAAUCAGCUGAUGAAGUGGCCCUUAUGGGUGAGCUGUGCACAUGAAAGGUGCUAAACAAAAUUUCCUCUUAAAAAAAAUUCUCUGCUUUUACAGAAGAAGCAAAAAGUGACAGUACUGGAACUCUUUGGCCAGGGAGGGGCUGCCUGACGCGGUUCCUCCUGUGGGGAGCCUGGGGACUCUGGCUCUGUCCUUACCCAUACCCAGCAGUGGCUGCAGAGCUGGGUCUUCUCUUUGGAGAGAAACUGGGCAGGAUUUGGCCUGCUGAGAGGUGCCUGCACCUCCCUCUGGGUCCCUGCUGGGAAUCUCCUGUAAAUAAUCACAGAACUAGACAAAUAAUCCCAACACAAGUCUGCUGGCCUUGGUGUAACCAUGCUGAGCAAAGACACCUCUAAAGAAGCCCAAACUGGAGGCUGAUGCAGUCUGUGACACAGAACUGUAGGGCAGGCUUCGUGCAAAAAGCUCUCUCCUCACAUUAAAAAAGGUGGCAUUGCAUUCUCAAGCUUGGAGAAAUGCAAGGAAAGACAGAUCCUGAAGUCUCAAAGAAACAGUGGUCUUUUGAAUUUGUUUUUUAAUACUUACAGUACAUACAAAGUGAGUAUCAUAGUGGAGGGUUGUGCCUGACAAAUUUAUGGUGCCACAAAGGAAAGAUACACCCUAUUUCAGAGUAGGGUUUUGCUACAUGGAAUUGUUGACCCAUUCUCCUAUGUUCAAAAGAGAUGCCCAGGAACAGUAGGGCACCUAUGACAAUGAAAAAGAUACAACCUUCUUCAUUUCACAAGCAGCAGGUAUUGCCUGAGUUGAAUGAGGGGAGGGAAGUCCAACAAGUUUACAAACAACACUCAGAAAAAGGAAGCUGCUCUCAAGAAAAUUUAAAUUAUUUUUAAAUAUUGGUGCCUUUGAAAAACUAUAUGGUAGUUUUUACUAGACAUAAUACACCUGUAAUUUUAUUUAAAUAAAAUUGAUUUGUUCAUGUAAGAUGUCUGUUAUGUUUUCAGGGGAAAAAAUAUAACCAUUUAUGGGACAGGAUGGGAUGGGAUAAACACAUUACUCUCAUAACGCAUCCAGACAUUUGAACAAGUUGCACUUUAAUUCAAGAAAGGUCAGUACCACCUUGUCAUCAGAAAGUGUGAUUUUUUUCUAUAUUCUGUAAACAAAUACAUUUUCCCCUUGUAACUAACAUGAACGAAGAGCAAAUAUCACAGCAAGGAAUUUGAAUCCUCCAGGUUCCCUCAUCCUUAAAACUUAGGCACUAAAAAACUUCAGUGGAUCAGGUACUUUAAUGCCCUUCCCCAAAAAGUUUCAGUUCCUCCAAAAUGCAGCAGUUGGGGUGGGAGUUGUGCAGAAGUUGGUGGAAGAAAACAGAAUAGUUUUUUAUCCAAAAAGGCCUUCAGCAUGUGCAGUAGUGGAAGGGAGCCCGAUUCCCAAGGACUAAGCAACAAAGAGCACAUCUGUUAAAAGGGAGAAAGACAACUGGAAAACUGCCGGAAAAUCUGUCCUUAAAAUCUAUCCUAGGUACAAAAUGUGCUUGCUCAAAAUAUGUGGGAGUAAAAAGCCUAAUAUUUGUCAAAUAAGGAAUAACCUGUCCUUUUUUGAAUACUAAUUUUUAUCUCUUUGCUAGGUAAUAGUUGCAGUUCAUGGAAUUCUAUAUUUGAUACACUUCUUAGAAUGAAAAUAUGUUUAGAAAAGGAGAUUAAAACCAUAGUUAUAAAUACUACAGCAAUACUACUUAGCAAUUUAUUUAGAAAGGAAGCUCUCAUCUAAAGACUUCUGCCAUUUACUGAUAUAACACUCAGCCAGGAUGGCACCUAAGAGGUCAAUGUAAGGGCACAAUAAAGGCAUGAAACUGGAGCAGAAAUGGUUUUGCCUGCAUGCUGUGGUUACCAGCCACUGCCUCCCUGAGGAGGAGAAGGAAGAAAUGGAAAGCAGGCUGCAGAUCCAUACAGCUGAAUAGCAAUUAAGCAGCAAGAAAUCACUCCCAGCACUGUGAAGAGCAUGGGAGGGGCAGCUGUGCUCAUGGUAUACAACAUUCCUGCCUCCUGCCUCCAGUGUUACUUACCAGGGGCAAGGCUCUCAGACUCAUGGUGGGAUUUUUAUGACUCCUGUGCCACAGGAAACAGCAAUGCCAAUCUCCUGCUUCCAGUGAGAAUGACAGAGUGAAAGCUUGCAAUGCUUUGCUGGAAUUUUACUGUUUUGUGACUCUGAUUCAGAUGCAGUUGACACAAAAAAAAAAAAGUCAAAGAUGGUGUUUACUGCUGGCACCACAGUUUGUGCACACUUGAAAACAAAAAAGAAAGGAAAUAAGAAACAUCUGGCUCUAAUUAAGGCUUAAAAGAAAUGGAGGAAAGCAGAAGAAAUAUAUCCAGUCACUCAAGAGCGAUUUUAUCUCCCUGCAUCUGCAUAACAGAUAGAAAUUUGCAAGUGUUAAGAGUCCCUUUCAGUUGGAUUAUUCUAUCAUAUAAACAUGGUUUAAUAUUUUC
This is a messenger RNA of Prinia subflava (tawny-flanked prinia), 6388 nucleotides long. RefSeq names its product transmembrane protein 45A-like. The transcript is spliced from 7 exons. Bases 779 to 1606 code for a protein of 275 amino acids. Lineage: Eukaryota; Metazoa; Chordata; Aves; Passeriformes; Cisticolidae. The record is from RefSeq and is a predicted model, not a curated record.